Molecule: messenger RNA, 3183 nt
Organism: Trichophyton rubrum CBS 118892
Lineage: Eukaryota; Fungi; Ascomycota; Eurotiomycetes; Onygenales; Arthrodermataceae
Exons: 1
Coding region: 1-3183 (1060 amino acids)
Biological process (GO): phosphatidylinositol dephosphorylation
Molecular function (GO): phosphatidylinositol-4,5-bisphosphate 5-phosphatase activity
Source: RefSeq, a predicted model, not a curated record
AUGGCGGUCCCCGAGGAUGAGGCUCAGAUUGUUCCCAACACCACGUCUGCUACGAAUGUCGAGGGUUUGCCUGGUACAUUCCCUGAUCCGCAACUUGAGGAGCCUGUCGUGGUAUCGUUGAAUGACUUGUCUUUGUCCGCUGGAGUUCGAUCUCGGAAGUCCGAAUAUAUUCGACGGAGAAAGCUCAGAAUAAGGAUCGGAUCAUGGAACGUUGCAGCUCUGUCUGGACCAGAACAGGACCUUAAGAGUUGGCUAAUUUCGGACCCGGUUGCCGGAGGAAAAGCCACUGAGAAUGGAGUUAAUAGUUUCGGUGAUAGAGGGGAUGUCUCAGACGAUGAGGCAGCCCAUUCGGUUUCGUUCAAGGCCUAUGGGGAAGGACCAGAUCUCUAUAUCCUAGGACUGCAGGAAAUUGUGGAUGUGGCCUCUGCUACAGAGGCUAUCAAGACAUAUGUCGAUCCUGGCCCUUCUGCCAAAUGGAACACAGCACUCCAAGAGGCGUUACCCCCAGGAUAUACUUGCAUAGCUUCCCAGCAACUCGUGGGUAUGCUUUUACUGGUUUACGCUGCGCCGUCUCUGGAACCUCAUAUAUCAUCAGUAAGUUCCACCAGUGUUGGGACAGGGUUUCUAGGCUAUACUGGCAAUAAAGGGGCAGUUGCAACACGUAUCGUCAUCGGAGAAACAACACGGUUGGUAUUUGUCAAUUCCCAUCUUGCAGCUGGGGCAGAAAAGGCCAAUCUAGAACGAAGGAACUGGGAUGCGGCCCAGAUAAUUUCUCGUUCAAAUUUUGCCCCUAUCGAAGAACAGGACCUUAUCUCCGGGGAAAUAAAUCAUCAAUUUGGGGAAGAGGAGUUCAGCUUUUGGUUUGGAGAUCUGAAUUACCGUCUAGAUGGUAUCCCUGGGGGUGAUGUUCGCCGCCUUCUCCAUUUACAUGUUCAAGACGAAUUCCGCCCAGCAAAACAGAACACCCCUUUACAGAGUAUCGGUAACAGCCAGCCUGAGGAAUCUCGGAAAUCGUUUGAAAGCGACAUCACCUCGUUGCCAUCAGAGGAGGGUAUACAAAUGGAGGAUAAUGACCUCGAUCCAGCAGAGGAUCCAGCCUCCCUAUUGAACACACUUUCGUCACUCUUACCUCACGAUCAGCUUCAAGCUCAACAAAAGAGUGGAAAAUCAUUUCAUCAGGGCUGGCGAGAAGGGCCAAUAACGUUCUUGCCUACUUAUAAGUAUGAUGUUGGACGGAUAGGGGUAUUCGACUCAAGUGAGAAGCAACGCAGUCCAAGUUGGUGUGAUCGAAUUCUGUUUCGAACCAAGUCCGACCAUAUGAGACAUAUAAAAAAAGUUAAAGAGGCGGAAGAAGCGAAGAAGAGAGACGAGGAAAUAAAGUCUCUAGGCUUGGAUAAAGCUGCCGAAGAUGAUAAUGUCCUUUUUGAUUAUGAUCCAGAUCAAGAUGCCGCAGACUACGACCCUGAACAGGAUGAUAUAGGAGAAGAUGCAACGAAUAAUGAUACCACGGGUGGGAAUACUAUCUCUCUCCUGGAGUAUACGUCCCAUCAGCAUAUUGUUUCUUCUGAUCACAAACCUAUUCACGCCGAUUUCGAUGUCACACUUGAUGUGGUCAUUCCGUCGUUGAAAACGAAGAUUCAUCAGGAAGUUGCCCGAGAACUAGACAAGGCCGAGAACGAAGCCCGCCCUGAUAUAACUAUCGUGGUGGACCAGCAGUCAGAAGCCCGCCGAAGUAGCUCUGGUGGUGUUGCUAUUUCCACUCAGCCAGAUACUGUUCACUUUGGCAAGGUGAGAUAUCGUGAUCCCACUUCACGGAGUCUGACCCUUGCAAAUACAGGCGGUGUUCCGGCUACUUUUGCUUUCCAUUAUAAUCCUUCUAUUGAUACAGCUGGCCCCUAUUCGUCUCCUCCCUGGUUAAACAUCCGCGUUGAUUGGCCCGCCAAUAAUUCUAACCAGGAUGAUAUAUUGCCAAAGGAAUACACCUUCCAACCUGGCGACUCCGCCAAUGUCCGUUUAACAUUAUGUAUAUCUGAUAUCGACUUUGUCCGAGAACUCAAUGAGGGCAAGGCUAAAGUGGAUGAUAUCCUUGUAUUACGUGUGAACGAUGGACGGGAUCAUUUCUUAUCUAUACAGGGCCAUUGGUUACCUACGUCCUUUGGCUUCUCUUUAGAAGAGCUUACUCGCAUACCUGAAGAUGGUGUACGUGCUAUAAGUGUAUCGCCCACUUCUUCCGGAGAGGAUAAAACCAAUUCUCGAUCCUCCGGUCCUCGUGAGCUGUUCAAAUUAACAGAGGCGAUAGCUGAGCAUACUGAACGAGCCGUUGCUGAAUGGGGCAUGGUUUCCAAUGACACAAACCCUGAAAGUAAUGAGGCUCCAUGGGAAACUGAUAAGAAGCCUGGGUGGCCAUUUAAUUCACAGACAUGGUCAUUGAACGAUACCAAGGAAAGAGAGAAAUUGCUUAUCGAUGUGAGGGAAGCAAUUGAUACAAAUAGUCCAUUUUCUGAACGCUUUCCUCCAAAUUUCCCAUGGAAAUACCGCACGGAGCUGCUUGCUGAGACCCUGAUUACUUUCCUUCGGUCUCUUCGUGAUGGUAUCAUUACUGAACAGCUGUGGUGUGCUCUAGAUGAGCAACUGAAGCUUCUACGAGACAAAUCAAGGCAACAGGAACCUCCAUCCAGCGAACAGAUGCAGUCAUCAAUACUAGAGACCCUCUCAACAUCACCUUCCCACAGUGUCUCCUUCACUUUUCUCACCUUCAUGCUGAAUCGUAUCGCAAACGAAAUAGCCCCGAUUACACCGACGCCUACACCUUCUGCUACGUCUUCUCCCGCAAAGCCACCAUCAGCUCCUACUGCAACCAGUUCAAAACAGCCAUCAACACCCGCUCCUGCAGCUCAGUCUACCCUCCUAAGUAGGCAACCGUCUCUUUCGUUCCCAUUCCGGUUGCGAGGCCGAAACAGUACUCUACCUGGAAAUAGUGAUGCAAAUCCCUCUCUAUCAGUACCGCGGAAAAAUCCAUCAGUUACCAGAAGAGAAGCUCUUAAUGAUGCAUAUGCCUCUCUUUUUGCUUCUGUAAUGUUUUCUUCUUCUAUUCCGUUACCGGAAAAGGAUAAAGACAGGAGAUUGUUCGAAGAAAGAAAGAAAGGGGUUAUAACACCCUUUUUGUAUAGUGAUACCAGUUAA